AUGUCGCCCGACCUAAACUCCCUCCCCGCCCGCCGGCCCUCGAUGACUUCCUCCUCUCCGCUGGCUGACCGGCCCCGCCGCAUAUCAAUCAGCACGACUGACGCUCGUGCCAGUCCGCCGUCCCCGCGCUCGCCUUCAGUGUCAUCCCUCGCUGCCGCUGCUACCAUCAAUGCGGGUUUGCAUCGUUCGCCAAGCCGUGCAUCCCCAAGCUCGGAACGGAGACGAUCUUCCCUGUUGAACACCAUCUCCCUGAACGAUCCCAGUAUACCUGCCCCGGGAGAAAUGCAGCACAGCAAUGGCGGCUCUCCGCGUACGAGCCGGAGGUCGUUCAGUUUGAACACUGCCGAUCCACACCACGCUCGCACACCCAGCUUGGGAGAGCUGCACCAAACGUUGGAGAAUGAGCAAGAGUCACAGGUCAACCGCCUGCUUCAUAUGAUUCGUACACAGCAACACGAGCUCGCCGCAGUCCGUAGACAACAAAACGAUGCCUCCCCAACAACUUCAGACACCAAUGGCUUUCCAACUCCCCUCACGCCCGCGAGCACUGCCGAGCCUUUCUCACCUACAACACACCCAACAGCAGGAGGAUAUCCUGCACACGUUCCCCGCCGGCACUCCAUCUCCCGCGAUUCAUCUGCUCGCAUGUCCUUUACUGGCUCAUGCAGUAGAGGUGUCUCGCCAGCUCUACGACCUCAAUCGGGUGGUUUAGGACCCCUGACGGAGGAUUUGUUCCUGGGUGGCACGCGGGAUGAGUGUUCCUUCUACCAAGCGGAGACCUCGAAUCUCACACKCGAGAAUCAAAUGCUGAAACACAGAAUCGCUGAGCUGGAACGACAGAUUUCCGAAUUGGGAGGUUCGGGGACGGUGCAUUCGCCCUUGGCCGGCCCGCCUACAUCUGCGAAUGGCGAACCAGCUCUCGUCUCUGGAAAAGGGGAUUGA
This is a messenger RNA of Ramularia collo-cygni, 942 nucleotides long. RefSeq lists its product as uncharacterized. NCBI's taxonomy places the organism in Eukaryota, Fungi, Ascomycota, Dothideomycetes, Mycosphaerellales, Mycosphaerellaceae. The transcript has 3 exons. The record is from RefSeq and is a predicted model, not a curated record. Bases 1 to 942 code for a protein of 313 amino acids.